Molecule: messenger RNA, 1277 nt
Organism: Molossus molossus (Pallas's mastiff bat)
Lineage: Eukaryota; Metazoa; Chordata; Mammalia; Chiroptera; Molossidae
Gene: MRPL28
Product: mitochondrial ribosomal protein L28
Exons: 6
Coding region: 67-837 (256 amino acids)
Cellular component (GO): mitochondrial large ribosomal subunit
Molecular function (GO): structural constituent of ribosome
Source: RefSeq, a predicted model, not a curated record
AACAACUUCCGGUUCCGGCGGGGCGCGGAGCUUGGAGUGGUACUCAGGUUCUAGCGGCUGGCCACGAUGCCCUUGCACAAGUUCCCUGUCGUUCUGUGGAAGCGGCUACGGCUGCGGGAGGGCAUCUACUCCCGCCUGCCCCAGCACUACCUUCGCUCACUGGAGGAGGCACGGACGCCCACUCCCGUGCACUACAGGCCACACGGAGCCAAGUUCAAGAUCAACCCCCGAAAUGGGCAGCGUGAGCGCGUGGAGGACGUGCCCAUUCCCAUUCACUACCCCCGCGAGUCCCAGCUGGGACUCUGGGGCGGAGAGGGCUGGAUUCUGGGCCACAGAUAUGUCAAUAACGACAAGCUCUCAAAGAGGGUGAAGAAGGUGUGGAAGCCACAGCUAUUUCAGCGCGAGCUCUACAGUGAGAUCCUGGACACGAAGUUCUCUGUAACUGUGACUAUGCGCACCCUAGACCUCAUCGAUGAGGCUUAUGGGUUUGACUUCUACAUACUGAAGACCCCGAAGGAGGACCUGUGCUCCAAGUUUGGGAUGGACCUGAAGCGAGGGAUGCUUUUGAGGCUUGCUCGACAGGACCCUCAGCUGCACCCAGAUGAUCCCGAGAGGAGGGCAGCCAUCUAUGACAAAUACAAGGAGUUUGUCAUCCAGGAGGAGGAGGCCGAGUGGGUCGGCCUGACACUGGAUGAAGCUGUGGAGAAGCAGAGGCUUCUGGAGGAGAAGGACCCUGUCCCUCUGUUCAAGGUCUACGUGGAGGAGCUAAUUGAGCGGCUUCAGCAGCAGGCACUGUCUGAGCCAGCGGUGGUGCAGAAGAGAGCCAGCGGGAAGUGACUGCACAGUGACUGACCCGUGCCUGAUAGCCAGGCUCAAUAUACUUUGUUGUCCCCCAGCCACCUCACCCCUCUACCUUUGGCACUGUGGACACAGUCUGGGGCGGUGACAAGAGCCACUGUGGGCAGUGGGUGAACUGUUCUUGUGUGUGCAACUGUGAAGCUUCUGGAUGUGGUGGACUUUGUGGAGGCCCUAAUGGACAUCUGGUUCCAGGAUUUCUGGAGGCCUGGGGCCUUCUCACUGCCUCUGAGAUCCCCCACUGCCUGCAGCAGAGGCCCAGACAAGUUCACCACAUCUUGGGGGCAGCAUGAGUAAAGUCUGACCCGGGCCACGUGUGUGUUGCCUACUUGGAGGACUGGAGCUCUCCUGCAUAUUCCUUGACCGUAUCACCCCCUGCCCUGCCCCAGGGACCCUGGACAUGGCUGAGAUGGGUGGUGGUU